This is a messenger RNA of Branchiostoma floridae (Florida lancelet), 1144 nucleotides long. RefSeq names its product microfibril-associated glycoprotein 4-like. The transcript has 6 exons. Bases 78 to 1043 code for a protein of 321 amino acids. Lineage: Eukaryota; Metazoa; Chordata; Leptocardii; Amphioxiformes; Branchiostomatidae. The record is from RefSeq and is a predicted model, not a curated record.
GUCUACUCUAGAUCUUGGGUCGGCAGAGAAGGGUUGUGCUAAGAGGGUCCUUUACUGAAUACAGUUUCUCAGUCAUAAUGAAUCCACUUGUUCUGUGUCUCCUCCUCUUCUCUAUGGGAGGACAGGCCACAGCCCAGUGGCAGGGUAAUGAGUUAGAACAGGGAGGGGUUGUUGAUGGACGUGACACCAGUGACCACUGUGCCCUGUGCUGUGCCAGCCAGGCUCCAAAUGCUGCAACUUGUGCACAAGAAGGACAGGUGCUUGGUCUACAGAAUACUGUUUCCAGCCUUCAAAAUACUGUCGAGCAACUACAGGGCCUGGUUUCCAGUCAGCAGAUCCAAUUGUACCACCAGACGCAAACUCUACUGAACAGGCAAGAAAACCCCAGAGACUGUUCAGAUGUGCUGAAGGAAGGGUAUGACAGCAGUGGGAUCUACACCAUCUACCCCUUCUCCAAUGUGGUACAAGCGAGUGGAAAAAGCUUUGGGGUGUUUUGUGACAUGUACACUGAUGGUGGUGGAUGGACAGUUUUCCAGCGUCGCCAGGAUGGUUCUCAGAACUUCUACCGGGACUGGGCUCACUACAAGGCUGGGUUUGGUAAACUGGACGAAGAGUUCUGGCUAGGUAAUGACAAGCUGCACCAGCUGACCAGCCAAGCCCAGUAUGAGCUGCGGGUUGACCUGGAGGACUUUGAGGGGAACAGUGCGUAUGCACAGUACCAGGUCUUUACUGUGGGGAGUGAAGCUGUACUCUACAACCUGACUGUGGAGGGUUACAGUGGGACUGCAGGAGACUCCAUGUUCCAUCAUAAUGGCCGUCCAUUCAGCACCAAGGACAGGGACAAUGAUGAUAGUGCUGGCUCCUGUGCCCAGAACCGCAAGGGAGCCUGGUGGUAUGGUGCCUGCCACCGUGCCAAUCUGAACGGCCUGUACCAUGCAGGUUCCCAUACCUCCUUCGCAGAUGGAGUCAACUGGGAUACCUGGAAGGGCCGCAAUUACUCCCUGAAGCACACUGAGAUGAAGAUACGCCCCAUAACUAACUAAAGCAGGGAUAUAAUGCGAACUUACAACAUAAGCUGUUGGUCCUCAGUAUAACCUUCCAAACAUUGAUCCUUUGCUACAUGCAUUUGAUGAUAAAGAAUGCC